AUGGACCAACAGGCGCAGACUCUGUUGACGACGCUCAAACGCUCGUCGGCCGCCUCGGAUGCCAAACUCACGCAGCUGAACAAUCUCAAGUCCGACAUCAAGCACCACAGAGUGCCCGACAGCGCCCAGCCCAUCAUCUUCGAGUGUCUCCGAGUCGCCUUGACCCAGCAAGCCUCCAGCACCCUCGCCACUGCCGCCUUUACCACUCUGGGUCAUCUCAUUAAGCGCCUGAAGAUCCAAGACCCCGAUGGCACUGCCAUUGUCCAACACGUGCCUAAGCUCUUUGUCGCCUUGCAAGAGAGAUUGGCCGACCUCCGCGAGAACCACCGCAGCGCCGCCUCACAAGCCUUUGCCGAUGCCUGGCACUUUUGCCCUCAAGAUGUAGAGCACAUCAUCCGCGACGAAGUCAUCCCUGGCGCAAACGCCCGCGCAAAGGACACGGCCAUGCACUGGGUCGUGCGCAUGAACCACGACGAAGCACUGCCCUUUAAGACUUUUGUACCGCUGAUGGUAGCCAAUCUCGAAGACCAUGACGGCGCAGUUCGUGAUUCGGCAAAGAGUGCUUUGAUUGAUCUAUUCCGUACUGCUCCGGAUCGCGCAAAGGCAGAUCUGAAGAAACAGUUGAAUCUUCACGGUGUCCGGACAGGCAUUGCAUCCCAGAUCCUUACACAAAUCGAGUCAGAAAAGUCUUCGGCGCCCGCACACGACAUGUCGCAGUCCACUCGCUCCCUUCCUGUCCUUGAUCCUCAUCUCGCCGAGAGCAUCAAUAGUGAAGCCGCUCGCGCACCUCCACCAGAGGAGAUCCCCAUGGAUCCCAUCUUCGUACAUUCCCAAAGAGAGCUCGAGGAUACUUUCAGUGACAUGCUUCCUCACUUCGAGGGCCGAGAGAGCGAAGAGAAUUGGGUAAACCGCGACAAGGAUGUUACCAAGAUGAGACGACUGCUGAAAGGAAACGCACCAACCGAUUAUCACACCCUCUUCAUGGCUUCCAUGAAACAAAUGCAGGCCGGUAUAAUCAAGGUGGCCACUUCGCUACGGACGACAACCUCUAGUAACGGCUGUCACAUGGUGCAGGAGCUGGCUAGAACCUUAGGCCCAGCCCUCGAUCCAAUGGUCGAGAUCUACCUGCAGACAUUCAUCAAGCUGUGCGCCGCCACGAAAAACAUUGCCGCACAGAACGGCAACCAGACAGUCGACACAAUCUACCAAUACGUUUCAUACAACAUCCGGACCAUGCAACACGUUUGGAUCGCCUGUCAAGACAAAAAUGUGCAACCUAGAACAUUCGCUUCUGGCUGGCUUCGCACCAUUAUCAGUAGACAAGCUGGUGCAAAGUCACACUUCGAAAGCACAGGAGGUCUCGAGCUUGCUGAAAAGUGCGUGAAGCAUGGCCUCAACGACUCACAGCCGAAAGUCAAGGAGGCAAUGAGAGCUACUUAUUGGGCUUUGGCUAGAGUUUGGCCCAAUAGAGCCGAGCUCAUCAUGAAUACUCUUGACCCAAAGGCCAAGAUCGCUCUCGAGAAACAUGCGCAUAAUCCGAAUGCGUCUACAACUGGUGCUUCGACUCUUCGUGCAUCAACGGUGAGCAGAGCAGGUGCGGCCUCGAAGUCUUCCGUCCGAGAUGCCAUCAUAGCAGCGCGUAAGAAGGCCCAGACUGAAAGCCGGCCUAACUCUGCGAUGGCUACUGUCUCACCAGCUACUGUGAGAACGAAGUCAUCCAAUAAUCUUACUGCCCGUCAGCCACCCGCUGGACCACCUGCUUCUGCCGCUCGUGUCCCUUCUGCCGUAUCAACCUCGUCUUCCACUUCCACCAACACAAGACCUAAUGCAUUAAUGUCUGGAGCUGCGAGACGACCUGUCAGACGUCCAGAGAUCGCGCGACCCGCAACCGCAGAUCCAUAUGCAAGUCGUAGACUAGCUAGGCCUGAAACACCAUCGGUCAAAAGUCCUGUCACUAGUCCUCGACAAGACAUUGCAUCCAACUAUACCAGUACAUCGGGAAGCAAGCAUCACCCGGAUAGAGGUAGUCCCGCACUGAGUCCAUUCCGCCAAUCUUACCUCUCACCGAAAUCAGCUGCCAGCAGAAGCCGACCUUCAAGCAGAGACAGCAAAGCAGAAGAGCUUGUGGCACCAAAAGAAGACGAGUUCGCCUCAUUCGUACCCUCUUCGUACAAGAGCCAUCUUCCUACAUCUCCAAAUUCAGCCAGGAGCCAUCUUCCUACUUCUCCACGGUCCACUCUCCGUAGAUCAACUCUGAACAGCUCAACAUCUGUGGAUAGUGUGAUCCCUGUGGUUGCUGAUGACACCUUUACUAUGGAGUUGCCCACCGUACACAGGUCGCAGGUACCCGUGUUCGAGCGCCGUGCUUCACACUUGUCCACAGUCGAUGUUACGACCGAGCAUCAACCUCCGGUGCCACAAAACGCACAAUCGGCGUCAGAUAGAACCGACUCGCCCAUCACAACCAGCCGCCAGGCCACUCCACAGCGUGAAGCGUUCUCUACGAAGGACACAAGCGCUGGGUCGUCGCCAAAACCCACGUUGGCCCCAGCUGCUCACAUAGAGUCCGUUGUCCCUCAGCCCGAGGAAGCUGCUUUCCAGAUUCACGAAGACCCGUUCAUGGAGGGCGUAGAAGCGCCAGAAGCGCAACAGACAAGACACUCGCAAGACGUUCGAAGUGUCCUUGGUGAGGUUCCGCUUAACGAAUUCAGCCAAACCGCAAUUGCAGAGAACAUCAACCAAGACGAGACGCAUGUGACGGGAGACUCUCCACCGCAGAGUCCACAAACCAAAUCUGAGACUCUGCGCUCUAGGAAGUUGCUCAUGUCGGGUAUCGAACGCAUUCGAGGACGCACUCUUGACGCACACGGCUUCAGAAAAGUGCUCGAGUUGAUAAGGUCAUCCGAGUCUGGCGAGAUAUUUGGCUCUGUUGAAGAAGGAAGACGUUUCGACGACUUGUGCAGUGUUCUGUUGGAGUAUAUCGUGGAGUCUUCGGAUGCUGCUGCGAACCCCAACGUGCGUCACUCUCAAGAGCUCAGAAGACAGGCCACUAGUGUGAUGAGAACAGUGCUCAAUGCGCAGCAACAACCGUAUAGAAAGUGGAUUGCUGCAGGACGUUGGUACUCUCGCGCCCUAAUCGGAGCACUCGAUGCACGCCAGAACGUCGAAGGCUCCGGACUGUUGGUCAAAGAUCUGGAAGCAAUGGCUAGCGAUGUGGUGGCCAAAAUUCACCCUGACGAAGGUGAGAAGGCCAUAAUCGAGUGGCUUGAACAUUGCGUGGCAGAAUCGGAUUACGAAACGCAAGAGCAAGAGCUCGAUGGCGCUGUUGCAGCUAUUCAGGCUAGACAUGGCGACGAGAGCCUAGUGCGUAAGAACAAGGCCAUGGCACUCGCACUCCGCAACUUGGCUGCUCUGCUGGCCUCGACAACUGCAAGUGCCGCUCCACUAUCCAAGGAAUUGGGCGAACGUGCGGCUCGUAUCGCAGUCGUAUCCCUACGCUCCAAGGACGCCGAAGUACGCAAGUCAUCAGUCGAAUUAGCCACCCAGCUACACAUGAGUUGGCCAUCCAACCCCGAGACUCAAGACGAUACAAAGAGCGAAUUCUGGAGUAUGCUCGAGAGGAAUGGCUUACAAGAGAGCGCACGUAACCUGAUCGUCUACUUUAUCGCUCGCAGAGAACGAAGCGCUUGA
Messenger RNA from Aureobasidium subglaciale EXF-2481, 3690 nucleotides. RefSeq lists its product as uncharacterized. Gene Ontology annotation, cellular component: mitotic spindle midzone; microtubule organizing center; cytoplasmic microtubule. Gene Ontology annotation, molecular function: microtubule binding. Gene Ontology annotation, biological process: mitotic spindle assembly; astral microtubule depolymerization. Lineage: Eukaryota; Fungi; Ascomycota; Dothideomycetes; Dothideales; Saccotheciaceae. Bases 1 to 3690 code for a protein of 1229 amino acids. The transcript is spliced from 2 exons. The record is from RefSeq and is a predicted model, not a curated record.